UGACACAUGCACUACGCACUCUUUAUCACUAGCUGUCAGACAGAUGCUUGCGACAGUCGGAGAGGUAGAGUUUCGGAGAAGGACAAGGGGGACUAUAGAACAGACUGAUCAAAAGAUAUGGAGUGGCAGUCGAUUUUUAUUGCCAAUUGAGACCCGUUUGGUAAGAGUUGAGCUUGUUUCGUUCCUAUACACAGUGUUAUUUAUUACUCAUGAAUGCCAAUAUCGUUUGAACUGCUCUUGCGCAAUGGAUCCCUAAAUAGUUGCGUGUUUUCUUUAAGAAAGAGAACCGUUUUAUACCUUGGAGACUUUGGAAACUUUACAGAAGAGCAACAAGAGAAAUGGAAACAAUUUGGGGGAAAUCCACUGAAUCACAAUGAUUCAACAAUGCCAAACCAUUGGUCACAGACGUCAGUUCAAUGUCUAGUUUUGAGUUGUCAGCUAACGUGAAUUCAACCUGAAAUCAACAAAACAUGUCACCAUGUCAUUGGAAUUAGGUCAAAAGUUGGGUGAAAAAAAUUGUUUUCGAGGUUGACUCAUGGUCAUCAAAUUGACAUUUUUGCUUGAAAUGAGUGGAAAGAACGUUGAUUCAACCGUUUUUGGGUCUUAACACUUACCAUAGCCUUUUCUGCUGCAAAAAAAGGGUGACUUUAAGAGCUUGAGGGGGCCCACCACAACACUGACAGCCUGACACACAACACACACACACACACACACACACACACACACACACACACAAACACACACUGAACCUCGAGUCAUGCUGUCGAACGAGAGCUGCGAGAACAGCACCCAUAUCCACACGGACGGGAACCCGGUGGUGAGCACGGUGAUGUUCAUCCUGGGGGUGAUGGGGAACUUCAUCGCCCUGGCCAUCCUGGGGGUCCACCAGAAGGAGCGGCGCACCAAGUCCUCCGUCUUCUGCAUCCUGGUGACGGGACUGGCCCUGACUGACCUGCUGGGAACCUGCUUCCUCAGCCCAUUGGUGUUUGUGUGCUACGCCCGCCAGCGAUCCCUGCUGGGGCUCACUGGGGACCAGGGACUCUGUGGCCUCUUCGCCUUUGCCAUGACCUUCUUCGGCCUGGCCUCCAUGCUCAUCCUCUGUGCCAUGGCCGUGGAGCGCUGCCUGGCCAUCAGCCACCCCUAUUUUUACUCCAAGUGCGUCCGACGCAGCUUCGCCAAGGUGGCCCUCCUGCUUAUCUACGUCUUCACCUGCGCCUUCUGUGUUUUGCCAUUCUUCGGCUACGGCCGCCACAAGCAGUACUGCCCGGGCACGUGGUGCUUCAUCAAGAUGGAGGCGGUGGGCGAGGGGGCGGACGAAGAGAGGAAGGUUCUGGCAUUCUCGCUGUCCUACGCCUCGGUCAUGGCGCUGCUGAUUGUGGCGGUGUUUGUGUGCAACGGCUCGGUGAUCGUCAGCCUGUGCCGGAUGCACCGAAGCCAGAUGACACGGCGUGGUUCGGUGGGGAAUGGAGGGAGGAAGAGGAAGAUGAGUCUGGGCUGGUUCGGACAGGGGGAGGAGGAGAUGGACCACCUGAUGCUGCUGGCCUCCAUGACGGUCAUCUUCGUUGUCUGCUCCUUGCCGCUCACUAUUGCCGGUUUCGCCAAUGCCAUCGAGCCGGUGGGUGACGACCAGGAGAACCUGCUGGCGUUCCGUUUCCAGGCCCUCAACCCCAUCGUGGACCCCUGGGUGUUCAUCAUCUUCCGCAAGUCCGUGUUCCGCCACCUCCGCUCGCUGCUGCGCUGCCGCUUCACGGGGGGAGCGGUGAAGAACACGGCCCACUGCACCUUCUCCUUACCCCCUGACGACCACAGGGAGUCUCCCAAGCCCUCCGUCUCCCUGCAGCCCAAACUAUACUCCAGCCGGCCCCUCUGAUGUGAGGGGUGGGACCCGGGGCAGGAAAGAGGAUGGGAGUUAUGGAUGUAUGUAUGUGGGAGAGCAGACAAUGAGGGAAGGGGUUCUGGAUAGAGGAUUUGGAGAAUUCACUUUGUGGAACACCAGCUCUUACAGGAGGUACCUUAUCCGCUAUUGACUAGAAUGCAUAUGCGUAUACUGAUGCAUGAGCUACAUAUUUCAUACAUGGCCGUGCUGUACAAAAAGACUGCAAAAGAAUGGAUAAAGUGAUUGAUUGUGCCUUUAAACUCACUGUAAACUUAACUCAAAGCAACUGAAAAGGACAGAAACUCCUGCUCCGUACUGAAUGUAUGCAGGAGAGGACCACUAAGAGGGAUUUAUUAUGGACAACCAGCCCUGGAGGGGAGUAACUACAAUGUUUGUUGAUCCAUCCUCAGUUUUCUCCUAUCACAGCCAUUAAACUCUGUAACUGUUUUAAAGUCAGCAUUCAUGGUGAAAUCCCUGAGCG
Molecule: messenger RNA, 2357 nt
Organism: Oncorhynchus tshawytscha (Chinook salmon)
Lineage: Eukaryota; Metazoa; Chordata; Actinopteri; Salmoniformes; Salmonidae
Product: prostacyclin receptor
Exons: 2
Coding region: 758-1870 (370 amino acids)
Biological process (GO): negative regulation of smooth muscle cell proliferation; inflammatory response; positive regulation of cytosolic calcium ion concentration
Cellular component (GO): plasma membrane
Molecular function (GO): prostacyclin receptor activity
Source: RefSeq, a predicted model, not a curated record